AUGAAGUUCAAAUCGUUUGUACUUCUAUGUUAUCUGUUUGUACUUGUUGUUCUGGUCUCAUCAAAUGCAGAGGUUGAAACAUCAAAGGAUGAAACAAAUGUGGAUAAAGCUCAAGAAGAAUAUCAUGUGAACGACGGAUAUGGUGGUGGUGGUUGGGGUGACUACAAUGGUGGUGGAUAUGGAGGACCUGGUGGUGGUUGGGGUGGAUACCGUGAUGGAUGGGGUGGACGUGGUGGUGGAUAUGGUGGUGGCUGGGGGGGUCGUGGAGGAGGAUAUGGUGGUGGCUGGGGUGGCCGUCGUGGUGGUCGUUGGGGUUGUAGUUUUGGGUGUUGUGGUGGUUGGUACCGUUACAGAGGAUGUAGGCAAUGUUGUCGCUCGCUCACUGAAGCAAUCACCUUUAACGAACAGGAAGCAACCCCUUAG
Messenger RNA from Helianthus annuus (common sunflower), 423 nucleotides. RefSeq names its product glycine-rich cell wall structural protein-like. The record is from RefSeq and is a predicted model, not a curated record. Bases 1 to 423 code for a protein of 140 amino acids. The transcript has 2 exons. NCBI's taxonomy places the organism in Eukaryota, Viridiplantae, Streptophyta, Magnoliopsida, Asterales, Asteraceae.